AUGAGGCUCUUUCUAGCUGUUUUUGCACUUUUGGUCGCAGUUCACUGUGAUGAACUCUUUAAUGGAGACCAAGUUCUCAGAAUCCAUGCGGAAACCGAGGUUCACCUAAAGGCUUUGAAGGAGCUGGAAGGAGAUUUGGAUUUCUGGACCCAUGGCGUCUCUACCGCUCUGCCAGUUGACGUCCGUGUGCCUCGUGCCAGUCUGUACGCUGUUAAAGACUUCCUUACUUUAAACAAGAUACCUUUCACAGUCAUGGUCAACAAUGUGCAGGAACUUCUGAAUAAGGAGAAAGCUGAGAUGGUGAGUAACGCAGCGAUGGAGCGCAGUACCAAGAGCUUUAACUUUGGUGCUUAUCACACCCUGGAUGAAAUUUACAGUUUUAUGGACAGCCUUGUUGCAAGUCACCCAAACCUGGUCUCCAAAGUGCAGAUCGGCAACUCUUAUGAGAAACGCCCUAUGUAUGCUCUCAAGUUCAGCACUGGUGGUGUGAAUCGACCAGCAAUCUGGGUUGAUGCAGGAAUCCACUCCAGAGAAUGGGUCAGUCUGGCUUCUGCAGUGUGGAUUGCCAACAAGAUUGCUACAGACUAUGGUGUUGAUGCCUCCGUCACUGCUCUUCUUGGUCAAAUGGACAUCUACUUGAUGAUUGCAACCAACCCUGACGGAUACGUAUUUACUCAUACCAGUAACCGUAUGUGGCGUAAGACUCGUUCUGUGAAUUCUGGCUCCUCCUGCAUUGGUGUUGACCCAAACAGGAAUUGGGACGCUGGCUUUGGAGGAGUUGGCGCCAGCGAUAAUCCCUGCUCUGACUCUUACCACGGCCCUUAUGCCAACUCUGAGAUCGAAGUGAAAAACGUUGUGGACCUUGUCAACGGCCACGGCAACUUCAAAUCCUUCAUCUCCAUUCACUCUUACUCUCAACUCUUAAUGUAUCCCCACGGCUACACUUGCACAGAUAUUCCUGACCAGCCUGAGCUUCACACUGUAGCCACCGCUGCUGCCAAUGCGCUCACCUCUCUGUAUAACACCAAAUACAGAGUUGGAAGCAUCUGCAAAAUUAUCUACCCAGCAAGUGGUGGAAGCAUUGACUGGACUUACGACAUUGGCAUCAAAUAUUCCUUUGCUUUUGAGCUGCGUGACACUGGCCUCUAUGGUUUCCUCUUACCUGCCAAACAAAUUAUUCCCACUGCAGAGGAGACUUGGCUUGCUCUCAAAAACAUUAUGGAAUAUGUUUGUGAUCAUCCUUACUGAGAGUAAAGUGAAAACCUGCUGAAACUAGA
Triplophysa rosa is the source of this 1277-nucleotide messenger RNA. RefSeq names its product carboxypeptidase A2-like. The record is from RefSeq and is a predicted model, not a curated record. The transcript is spliced from 11 exons. NCBI's taxonomy places the organism in Eukaryota, Metazoa, Chordata, Actinopteri, Cypriniformes, Nemacheilidae. The coding region runs from base 1 to 1248 and encodes 415 amino acids. Gene Ontology annotation, biological process: proteolysis. Gene Ontology annotation, molecular function: metallocarboxypeptidase activity; zinc ion binding.